CGUAGCCGCAGCGUAGGUGGAGGGGAGGGAAUUUUGAGCUUUGGGCAAUAGUACAUACCCAAUUUUUGUGCUUGUCCCGUGGCUGAGUGGCCAGCAAGGUCCCUUCACACCCACACCCACACCCGAUCCAAUUGUUUACCUACUUUGGAUAUCGCGAUCGCGACUCAACUUGCUUGUCCUAGGUACACAUAGCACAAUGGCUGGACCCCGCGUUCUCGCGGCCAAUGUCGUGCGGGCUGUGCCUCGUGUGAUGACGGCCUCUGCCACGGCUUCGCUUUGGCGACUCAGCGCACAAGCUGGACGCGCCAGACUGAGCUUGACCAGAGCUCCCCGCCAUUGUCUCCGAGUAGCAUCUUAUUCCUCCUCUGCAGGUGGUGCUGCUAGCUCCCCUCCCCCACCUUCGACCCUCAGCAGCUCGAGACCGGCGACGAUCGAGGUCAAUGGCAAGACCUACACCACCGACGAAUGGUACAACGUCCCCCAGACCGUCCUCGCUCUCACCGGCCGCAAGCUUCAUCUCCAGAAAGACCACCCCGUUGCCAUCACCCGCCAGAUCAUCGAGUCCAAGUUCUCCACGGCCACCUACAAGCGCUACAAUGAGUUCGACCCUGUCGUCAGCACCAUCGAGAACUUUGACUCGCUCGGUUUCCCGCCCGACCACGUCGGCCGCGCCCGCUCCGACACCUACUACAUCAACGAGACCACGCUCCUGCGCACGCACACUUCAGCCCACGAGGCCGAGCUCUUCCGCGCCAGCGCCUCGGACGGCUACCUGAUCAGCGCCGACGUCUACCGCCGCGACGAGGUCGACCGCAGCCACUACCCCGUCUUCCACCAGAUGGAGGGAGCCCGCGUGUGGGACCGCACCAAAGUGCCCAAUGGCGACGUCGUGGCCGCCAUCUACGCCGACCUGGCCAAGCUGCCCACGCACGACGUCAAGGUCGAGGACCCCAACCCGCCGCACCACCCGGAGCGUAACCCACUGCAGAGCAAGCAUCAUAGCCCUGAGGAGGCCGAGGCCAUCGCCGCCCACCUCAAGCGCUCGCUCGAGCUCAUGGUCGUCGAGAUCUUCACCCGCGCCAAGCAGGCCGCCGCUCGUCAGGAUCCCAACUACGUCGACGAGCCGCUGCGUGUCCGCUGGGUUGAGGCCUACUUCCCCUUUACGUCGCCUUCGUGGGAAUUGGAGGUGUACUACCAGGGUGACUGGCUUGAGGUGCUGGGCUGCGGUGUCAGCAAGCAGGAACUGUUCAUCAAUGCGGACCAGCCGCAACAGCUCGGCUGGGCGUUCGGUAUUGGUCUUGAGCGCAUCGCCAUGCUGUUGUUCCAGAUCCCCGACAUCCGUCUUUUCUGGUCCAAGGAUGAGCGUUUCCUGAGCCAGUUCACCGGCGUGCAGGAUAAUCUUGACAAGCUGAAGCGCUUCGUCCCCUUCUCCAAGUAUCCGGCUUGCUGGAAGGAUGUGUCCUUCUGGCUGCGGUCAACGUCUGCGGCGGGUGGAAACACUGCCGUGGCCAACGUGCAUGACUUUCAUGAAAAUGACCUGAUGGAGGUGGUGCGUGAAGUGGCCGGUGAUGUGGUUGAAGACGUCCAGCUGAAGGACCAGUUCACCCAUCCCAAGACGGGCAGGAAGAGCAUGUGCUAUAGAAUCAACUACAGGAGCUUGGAAAAGACUCUGACGAACGAGGAGGCCAACGACUUCCAUGAGCGGGUAAGGCAAGGAUUGGUGGAGAAGCUUGGUGUUGAGCUUAGGUAGACACGACGUAGCAGAGACGAUCGAGUGUAUGAUAACGGUAGGUGUAGUUGACGUGUUUCAUGUGGAAGACCGUGGCCAUGAUAUAUGUAUGGCUUCUUCUUCUCUCCCCUGUCGGAAGAUUUCUUUUUUGUUAUGUACGGUUUCCAAAACGUACUGCCACAAAGGGACGACUUUUUUUCCCCCCAACUUCUUGAUAGUCUCCCACAACCAUAUCAUACCUAGCAUCAGCGUCUAGCCCACACACCAAACGCUUCAUCUGCUUCCACACCCUAAUUCAAACACCCAAAACCAACUAAAUCUUACAACACCAUUCCCCAAGAUCAAACCAUCAUCGUUUCCACCCUCAAGAAGGGGAAGCCAGCCUCUCCAAAUCCUUCAACCCAUCAGUAGGUCUCGGCCCCCCUUUUCUCCUC
Messenger RNA from Neurospora crassa OR74A, 2163 nucleotides. Its product is annotated as phenylalanyl-tRNA synthetase. Bases 197 to 1750 code for a protein of 517 amino acids. Gene Ontology annotation, biological process: phenylalanyl-tRNA aminoacylation. Gene Ontology annotation, cellular component: mitochondrion; cytoplasm. Lineage: Eukaryota; Fungi; Ascomycota; Sordariomycetes; Sordariales; Sordariaceae. The transcript is spliced from 2 exons. Gene Ontology annotation, molecular function: phenylalanine-tRNA ligase activity; ATP binding; tRNA binding. The record is from RefSeq and is a predicted model, not a curated record.